AUGGAAAAAGUCGAUGUUCUGAUUUGUGGUAGUGGAUCUGCUGGUCUUUCUGCUGCCACUUGGCUCGCCAAGUACGGCGUGCGAUGCAAAGUCCUAGAGCGUCGGGAUGGACCUAUGAAGAUGGGCCAAGCCGAUGGCGUGCAAUGUCGCACCGUGGAGAUUUUUGAAAGUUUUGGGGUUGGCGAGGAACUACUUCGCGAGGCUUACCAUGUUCUAGAAGUCAACUUCUGGGCCGAUGAUGGCGAAGGCAUCAAGCGAACCGGGCGAACGGCAGAUACUCAGCCUGGUCUAUCACAUCAACCUCAUGUCAUUUUGAAUCAAGCACGUAUCAACGAGCUCCUCAUUGAGCUAAUGAAGAAAUACAACAAUCAGCAGAUCGACUAUGGCUACAACGUGACCGACGUGGAAGUUGAUAGCAACUCAGCCGAUGACCUUGACGCCUAUCCAGUCAAGGUGACUACGGAAAAAGAUGGAAGGACGCAGGUUUUUGCAGCCAAGUAUGCCUUGGCGUGUGAUGGGGCACACAGUGUUGUCCGCAAAGCCCUUGGGUACAAAAUGAUCGGUGACAGCAGUGAUGCAGUUUGGGGUGUCAUGGAUAUGGUGCCCCGCACUAAUUUCCCAGAUAUACGCAAGAAGUCUACGCUUCGCUCCAAAUCAGGAAAUAUCUUGAUCAUCCCCCGGGAGGGUGAGAGCAAUAACCUAACCAGAUUUUAUAUUGAACUUGCUCCGGGAACCAACCCGAAGGAGGUCACAUUGAAAGAAUUACAGGAAAAAGCUCAAAGUAUCUUUUAUCCUUACAAGAUUGACUUUUUGGAAACCAUCUGGUGGUCAGCAUAUGCAAUCGGGCAGCGUCAUGCCGACUUCUUCCACAGGGACCACCGAGUAUUUUUGGCCGGUGACGCUUGCCAUACUCACUCGCCCAAGGCAGGUCAGGGUAUGAACGUCAGUCUGCAGGAUGGCUAUAAUAUUGGCUGGAAACUUGGCGAGGUUCUGACUGGUCUAGCCUAUCCAUCGCUUCUUGAAACUUAUGUUUUAGAACGUCAAAAGGUCGCCAUUGAUUUGAUUGAUUUUGACCGUUAUUUCUCGAAAUUGUUCUCAUCGGGCGCUCAAACCUCCCCUGUCGAGUUUCAGGAGGGUUUUAUCCAAGCUGGGAAAUAUACUGCUGGGUUGACAGCCAAGUACGAUGUGUCGCCCAUCACUUCGACGUUGGAAUCUACACAGCUUUCCUCCAACGUGAUUGUCGGCAUGCGGCUUCCCAGCGCACAGGUCGUACGAUUCUGUGACUCUAAGCCUCUACAGCUCAUGCAUUCCCUCAAAUCGGACGGCCGAUGGCGUAUUAUGGCUUUCGUGGGUGACUUGAGUGUAUCAGAGAACAAGAGAAAGCUCAACAAGCUCGGAGAGUAUCUGAGCGCAGCCGAUGGCCCAAUCUAUAGCUUCACACCCCGGAAUCAGGAAUGUGAUAGCCUGAUUGAGACCAUUUUGAUCGGUCAUGGAGAACGACACGGGGUAGAACUGGACCAAAUCCCCGAAUGCUUUUACCCAAUCUCCGGCAAAAACCAGACUCGAGAUCUUCACAAGAUAUACUAUGAUGAUGAGAGUUUUAACAAGGGCCACGGUCAUGUAUAUGAGCACCUGGGCAUCGAUCCAAUGCAAGGUGCCAUCAUCAUUGUCAGACCAGAUCAAUAUGUUUCUGCCGUUAUGGGACUAGCCGAUUAUCCUGAAAUUGGCAAAUUCUUUGCUGGGUUCCUCAAACGCCAAAUGUAG
Messenger RNA from Penicillium soppii, 1764 nucleotides. RefSeq names its product putative phenol 2-monooxygenase. Gene Ontology annotation, molecular function: FAD binding. The transcript has 5 exons. The record is from RefSeq and is a predicted model, not a curated record. The coding region runs from base 1 to 1764 and encodes 587 amino acids. NCBI's taxonomy places the organism in Eukaryota, Fungi, Ascomycota, Eurotiomycetes, Eurotiales, Aspergillaceae.